This is a messenger RNA of Saccharomyces mikatae IFO 1815, 1551 nucleotides long. RefSeq names its product Anr2p (gene ANR2). The transcript has a single exon. Gene Ontology annotation, cellular component: lipid droplet. Lineage: Eukaryota; Fungi; Ascomycota; Saccharomycetes; Saccharomycetales; Saccharomycetaceae. The record is from RefSeq and is a predicted model, not a curated record. Bases 1 to 1551 code for a protein of 516 amino acids.
AUGAAUUUGAGAGGUGAGGAACCCACUAUAAAUCCAAAUGCGUUUAGUAUAUCUAGACUUUUGAACUCUAAUCAUGAAAAACCAGGAAUUGCUUGCAUCUUCUUAAGUAAAUUUGAUGUGAAAAAAGGAAAUAUUAUAAUAUGGUCUAAAAGCAUCAAUGAUGCGACAUUCGACCUGAACAAUAUUGAAUUCAAAUCGCUGCCUGCUGGUAUUCACGAGCAAACGGACGAUGUUGUUAAUUUUGUAGUCCCCAAAACGUUUGGUGCCAAUGAUACUGCCAAGGAGACAGUUUACGAUUACGGUAUUGCCUAUUUCAAACAGAAUUCAUUUGAUAUAAUUGAAAAUGAUAAUCAGGUUGAUAGAAGUAAAGUCCAAAUGUUUUCUCUUGGUGUAAUUAUCGAUGUCCAAGAUAUGUCAUCAGAUAGUAAAAAGCAAUUUUAUAAGGAAAUAUACCAUGCGUACAGUGCCAAUAGAUAUGUAAGUCAUCUGAAGGAGUUACUUAGUCAAUGGAUAAACCAGGAAAAUCUUGAUAAAUUUGAUAUUUUUGAUAAUUUUUUCAAGGAGAAUAACCAAGGUCGUAUUGCUGAAAAUUCAGUAAAAGUCUUUGAGCAUUCUCCUCAAGAAAGGAGACAUUUGGUUGAGUACUUGUCAUAUUGGACCAGGAAGUUAGGGCCUCUGAUAUUUCCACUUUGGAGAGCGAGCCUCCUUCAAUUGAGGAUAUUAAUUUUAGUUCCUCAGGGAGAAUCGUUUGAGUUAUGCAAUUCGUUAGCCUAUUGUAUUUUUCUAAUAUCAAUGCUCUCAAAAGACUUGAUAGGGAACCAUAUGAGCGAUGACUAUAUUAAACCUAUUUUCACCGUAUCAACAUCAGAUAUACCAUUUCUAGAGUCAUUCAGAAAAGGGAGCGGUUAUGUGGCUACCACUGGUGAGGAGAUUUUGCUGUAUAAACCGGAGAUUUACGAUAUUGUAGUCAAACUUACUUCAAGAUCAAUUAUGGAGGAAUUUCCGGGAAAAGACGUGGAAAUUAUUACCUCAUCUGGUGAACAUAACAAAGCAACCCCCCUUGAUUUAGAAACGUAUGAGAAAUUCAUACUUGGGGAAUUAAAAGAAGAUGCUUCAACAAACUUCAAAAGUAAACUUUACGGGGUGACAGAGCCUAUAUCAUGGCUGCAGUUUUUGAUCGAUGGGCUUUAUCUAUUGACUACUGCAGGCUAUCUAGUGGCACCCUAUCACCUGACAAAAAAUUUUAAAAUCUCGAAGCAUGUUUCUGGCCCAGAGCCUAAUGAUUCGGAAAUACAGAUCGCUGAAAACAUAGUACGUUACUUCCACUUUAGAACAUCAAAGUUAUACAACAUGCUAAAAAGCGUUGUCCAAGAAAGUGAAAAUACUGAUUCAGAACAACCAAUAACCAUUUCAGCUUCUUUAUUAACGAAGUUGAAUUUGGAUUGCUUUAGCAAACAAGAUCAUCAAUUCAUCAAAGAUAUCACUUAUAGAUGGUUCCAGAGAAAGGUUGAAAUCAGUAAUCUCCCAGACUGUUUGAGAAACCUCUGCUGA